GGACUUUCGGACAUGCAAGGAUGGCGGAUCAGUAUGGAAGAUUCUCAUUCUGUUCAUUUAUAUCUACCCCCCGCCGACGGCGGAGCACCUCCUAGCGAAGGACCUGCUUUACUAGGAGUAUUUGAUGGUCAUGGCGGGUCGACCGUAGCCAAAUUCACUGGAACGACAUUUCACACACGAUUAGCUGGAUUGGAAGCGUAUAAAAAUGGCGAUUAUGAGGUUGCGUUAAAAGAAGUGUUCAUGAAGACGGAUCGGGAUUUAAGAGCAGACCCAAACUUUUUUAAUGACCCCUCGGGAUGUACAGCAGUGGUGGGACUAGUGACGACUGAUGGGCGGAUCAUAGCGAAUGCUGGCGAUUCACGUUCUGUUCUUGGAUACAAAGGGAUCGCAAAAGAUCUCUCUCAUGAUCAUAAACCAACAAAUGCUGGCGAAACUGCUCGAAUAACAUCGGCAGGAGGAUUUGUAGAGUUUGGACGUGUGAAUGGAAAUCUAGCCUUGUCUAGGGCUAUCGGCGAUUUUGAAUUCAAACAGAAUUACUCCCUGGAACCUGAAAAGCAGAUCGUCACAUGCGAUCCAGAGAUUACAACACAUAACAUAGAUGGCGAGGAGGAAUUCAUUGUAUUUGCAUGUGAUGGUAUUUGGGACUGUCUGACAUCACAACAAGUGAUCGACUUCAUCCGUCGAGGUGUAGCCAACGGCGAUGAUUUGGGCAAGAUAUGCGAGGAUCUGAUGACAAAAUGUUUGGCGACGAGUUCGGAGAGUGCAGGAUUGGGAUGUGACAACAUGACCGUGGUCAUUGUAGCAUUAUUGAACGGUCGGACACCGGAUGAAUGGCAGGCUUGGGUGAAGAAGCGCGUGGAGGAUAGGGGUGAGUUCCUUAUCUAG
Tremella mesenterica DSM 1558 is the source of this 885-nucleotide messenger RNA. RefSeq lists its product as uncharacterized. The record is from RefSeq and is a predicted model, not a curated record. NCBI's taxonomy places the organism in Eukaryota, Fungi, Basidiomycota, Tremellomycetes, Tremellales, Tremellaceae. Gene Ontology annotation, biological process: protein dephosphorylation. The transcript is spliced from 9 exons. The annotation marks the transcript as partial. Gene Ontology annotation, molecular function: cation binding; protein serine/threonine phosphatase activity.